Calliphora vicina (urban bluebottle blowfly) is the source of this 2297-nucleotide messenger RNA. RefSeq lists its product as uncharacterized. The coding region runs from base 104 to 2062 and encodes 652 amino acids. The transcript is spliced from 3 exons. Gene Ontology annotation, molecular function: protein binding. Gene Ontology annotation, cellular component: cytosol. The record is from RefSeq and is a predicted model, not a curated record. Gene Ontology annotation, biological process: neurogenesis. Lineage: Eukaryota; Metazoa; Arthropoda; Insecta; Diptera; Calliphoridae.
ACAACACACAAAAAAAGAAAAUUUUCCGUAUAAAUCUGAAGAAAAUUUUAAGUAAUAAUAGAUUUCAGUGCUAAAAAGUGUGUUAAAAAAUAAUUUAUUAAUAAUGGAAUUGGAUUGGCAACAUGAAUUUUAUGAAAUAAAAGAUCGUGGUCUGCAUUUAUUGCAGACAGAAAAAUGGGCAGACUGUCGUUUCCUGGUUGGAGGUGCACCACCAAAUCAAAAAAUUAUUGCAGGUCAUAAACUAAUCUUGACAAUGGCUUCGCCUGUAUUUGAGCGAAUGUUUUAUGGUCAGUUGGCCGAUAAAGAUGAUCCGAUUGUUAUACCAGACGUUCAGCCAGAUGCCUUUCAAGCCAUGUUGGAAUACAUUUACUCGGACCGCAUUAAUAUCAGUUCAUUCGACAAGGCCUGUGAGUUGUGCUAUGUGGCUAAGAAAUACAUGUUGCCGCAUGUGGUGGAGCAAUGUACCCGAUUUUUGUGGUCUGACUUGAGUCCAAAGAACGCAUGCCGAGCUUACGAAUUUGCCAAACUUUUUGACGAGCCACGCUUGAUGCAAAGCAGUAUGGAGUUAAUAGCUGGCCAUACUAGAGAAGUUUUGGCAGAUCCCAGUUUCAUGGAUAUUGAAAUGUCCACAUUAAUGGCUAUUUUGGAUCAGGACAAGUUAAAUAUUGACUCUGAAUUGGAUUUAUUUAAUGCCUUAUUACGUUUUGCCAGUGAACGUGGCAUGUUUAGAGAAGAAUCCAUACAGAGCAGUGGUCAAAACGUCGACCAAAGUCCAACGGUGUCUGCUAAUGGUGGGGGAGGUUUGUUGCAAGUCGAAGAAAUUAAAAUGGAGCCUGAUGUUAAUGCCAUGAUGCAGGGUCAUGAUGAGGAUUAUAAUGAUGAAAGUUUCCACCACAGUGUGCCCUCUCCUGAUGUUGUUGUUGUGGAUAGUGAUACAUCUGUCACUGAUGCUUCCGAAAACGAAGCAGUAGUACCAACAACGGCACGACCACAUUCCGUUUCGUACGAACAACCGACCACCUCUGCCGCUGCAGCUGCUGCAGCAGCAGCAAAUGCAUCUAAUCUCAAUUAUUUUAUGGAUACUCAACAUUCAAUAAUAGACGAAGAUAUGUUGAAAAGGGCAGUCAAGAAAAUUCGUUUUCUUACCAUGUCACCACAACAAUUUGCUGAAGGUCCAGCACGCUCUAAACUAUUGCAACAACACGAAGCUUUGGCUAUACUUAUAAAGAUUUCUAGUCCAUCCAUUAAUGACUGCCCAAUGCCUGAGGGAUUUUGUAGUUCUCGUUGCAGUCGCAACUAUUAUGAGCAGCGCAGUAGUCAGCGUGAUUUACCCGGCUUCCAUCAUAUUCACACACCCAAUAAUUUCCUACAGGGCAGUGGAAACGUAUGUAAUUAUGCUCCCAUGGAUGCUUCGGUGGAUCAUGUUCAGCCACAAGUUUUGAGCUCAAAUCGAACUUGUAAUUUACCAACCAAUAAUAAUGCCCACAAAACUCGGGACAAUGCCGCUGUGUCUUUGGUAUCAGGUGGUGGGGAUUCAGAUGUUGCUACAAAUGAUACUCGACGUUCUUAUUGUGUACGCACAGUAAAUCCUCAAUUUGACUAUCGUAAUACUAGUGUAACCGAUUGUGGUUUAACAUUUCAAGUUGAUACAAAUAUUUGGAUAACAGGUGUCCAAGUGCCCACUCAAGUGCUUUGUGGUGAACUCAUGAACUCUGCUGGUUUUUCCGAACGUUAUACCGAAAUUUUGUACGCCCACAUACAAGACAUCCAAGGUUCACGUCUUAGCUACACCCAUUGCACAUCUCGCGUUCGCUAUGACUCUUUGCUAGAAAUCUCAUUCGAUCGACCGGUUUACAUUUAUCGUAAUCAAAUUUAUAAGGUGUUUGUAGUCUUUAACAAAAUCGGUUGGUAUCCCAUGUACACCUCUGUGCCGGAUGUCAUCUGCAAUCGAGUUAAAUUUCGUUUUAAUGUUGGCGAUCCCAGUGAGUCAGUACGUGAUGGUCUAAUACGCGCCAUUGUCUUUUCAACACCACAAGACAAUAGCAGACAUGUAAUUGAGUAAGAAUUUGUUAACGGAUUGAAAAUCGAAGCACGAUUUUAGAUAUAAAGAAGACUAUAUGGCAAUAUAAGCACAAUUUGUUUAAAAAAAAUAAAUACAUAUGUAUGUACAACUUAUUUUUGCUUAAUUUAGCUAUGCUUAAAGGAAAUAAUGCAUGUUAUGUUUUAGGUUUUAUUUUAUAAAAAAAAGUAUUAUGUAAUUGGAAUUCUCAGAAAUAAAUGUUUUGUUUUAAAAUGUC